ACACACACACACCCUGUCUUCCGCUGCUGCUGCGUCAAAUGAUGCGCCGCAGCGCCCCGACUAUAAAAGCACCUGUCCGGGCCAGACAUCACUCGCAUCUCACUUUCUGUCCUUCCCGCGCACUCUCCAUCACACCUUCCUGAGCUCCACACACACACACACACACACACACGCACGCACACACAGUUGCGCUUUCUCUCUCUCUCCUCUGUUUUCCCCUGAGGUAAAGGAAACAUGAGUUACUCCGGCGACAGUUACAGCAGCAGCUCCUAUCGCAGGAUCUUCGGAGACGCGCCCCGGUCAGGUCGCGUAGGUCUGGGCAGCGGCGGCAGCUCGACCCGCCUGCACUCCGCGGGGUACCGCAGCAGCCACCGCGCUUAUGGCUCCCCUUCCGCGGGGUCGUCCGCCGCCUACCGCAGGACGGCGGCGCCCGGCCGCGUCUUCUCCUCCAUCCCGGACUCCGCCAUGGACCUGACCCAGUCCACCGCCGUCACCAACGAGCUGAAGAUCAUCCGCACCAACGAGAAGGAGCAGCUGCAGGGCCUCAACGACCGCUUCGUGUCCUUCAUCGAGAAGGUGCACAACCUGGAGCAGCACAACAAAGUCCUGGAGGCCGAGGUGACGCUGCUGCGCCAACGCCACAGCGAGCCGUCGCGCCUGCACGAGCUCUACGAGCAGGAGAUCCGCGAGCUGCGGGCGCGCGUGGAGGAGCUGACGCACGAGAAGAGCCAGAUGCACCUGGACUGCGUCCAGAUGAACGAGGCGCUGGAGCGCGUGCGGGAGAAGCUGGAGGAGGAGAGCAGGCUGCGCGAGGAGGCAGAGAGCGCCCUGAAGGGCUACCGGAAGGACGUGGACGACGCCACCCUGGCCCGCUUGGAGCUGGAGAAGAAAGUGGAGUCUCUACUGGACGAGAUCGCCUUCCUCAGGAAAAUUCACGAGGAGGAGCUGCAGGAGCUGCAGGCGUCCCUGCAGGCGACGCAGGUGUCAGUGGAGAUGGACAUGAGUAAACCGGACCUGGCCGCAGCCCUGAAGGACAUCCGGGCUCAGUAUGAGAACCUGUCGGCCCGGAACCAGGUCCAGGCCGAGGAGUGGUACCGCUCCAAGUUUGCCACUGUGACGGAGGCCGCCGCGCGCAACCAGGACGCCAUGAAGCACUCCAAGGAGGAGCUUAGCGAGUACCGUAGGCAGGUGCAAGCCCGCACCCUGGAGAUCGAGGCCCUCCGGGGCCACAACGAGGCCCUGGAGAGGCAGAUUGGCGAGAUGGAAGAUCGUCACAACAAUGAAAUUGGAGAGAUGCAAGACACUAUCCAGCAGCUGGAGGCUGCCCUGCGGAGCACCAAGGGAGAGAUGUCUCGUCACCUGCGUGAAUACCAGGACCUGCUGAAUGUCAAGAUGGCGCUGGACAUUGAGAUCGCUGCUUACAGGAAGCUUCUGGAAGGCGAGGAGUGCCGCCUCAGCUCGGUGGGCAGCGCUAUGGUCCAGUCUGGCUAUCCCGGUCUGUCCUACACAUCGGCCCGCGCCUACGCCCUGGGAGCUUACAGGAAGCCCAAGCCGGAAGAGGAGGAAGAGGAGGCAGGAGAAGACGACGACAAGGAGGAAGAAGAGGAAGAGGUAGAGGAGGAGGAGGAGGCCGAGGAGGGAGAAGAGGGAGAGGAGCAGGAGGAAGGUGAGGGAGAAGCAGAGGAAGAGGAGGAGGGAGAAGGAGAAGAAGAAGAGGAGGAGGAAGAGGAGAAGCCAAAGGAAAAGGAGAAGGGAAAAGAGAAGGAGAAGGAGAGCUCCACCGGGAAGAGCAGCAAGAGCUAAACAGCUUGUGAUGUCAUCAGCUUCAAUAACUCAUCUCUCAUCCCACCGAUCACCUCUGGCUCUGCUUCCUGUUCACGUCGCCCUCUGUGUUUUCCCCACCCAUUCACACACAUCCAGAUGCCUUCCACCUCCACACCGGGUCAGACAGGAUCACUUUAGAUGGAGAAGUAUAGCAUUAGUGAGCUGCAAAACGGUUCCAGUUCAAGUAUUUAUUCAGUCCACUGUCCACCGUUUCCACGUCUCUGAAGUGCAGAGGGCUACUAGCAUGUUUACCACAAAACGGUAAAAGAUGAGAAGCAGGCGUGAAUGUUUCUCUCCUGCAUCAUGUGCCACAGAUGAUCCAUAUUCACAUUAGCAAACAGCGAGCCCACCUCAGAGGUAACGCUGCAGUCAGCACACAGACUUUGGAAGACAAACGCACAGAUCCUGGAGCAUGUGAAGCAGCCAGUCCAACUAUUAUGGUGCUAUUUGAUUUUUACAUUUACAAGUUGGGGAAGGAUUUUAUCAUGGAGCACCCCUCCCCCGCCCCCUCUCCCUCACCAGCUCGGUCCUGAAUGUGAAUGUCAGCUUUAGGGCAGGAAUACUAGCAGAAACACAAAGAAUGCUUCCAUGUGGGUUAGGAUUUAUUCCCCCCCCAAACCCACCCUUCAAGCGCUCCGACUCAUUUCAGUCCACUCAGUUCGUCCCGCUUUUAUUUAUUGUAGCCUUGCAACCCUGAGCCUGGAAAAGUGUGCGUGUAUGUGUGUGAGGUUGUGCAGUGUGUAAGAGAGGAGGUGCGCUGCCGCUGUGCGCAUCCAUGUGGAUGAAAAUGUGAAGCUUCAACUGCUGCUAUGUGUAUUUCUUUUGGGAGGCGGAGACUGUAACCGAUCUCUACCUUUGAUUGAUUCAUUUGUCGAGAAGAAUCUGCUACAUGUCACUGAAAAAGAGAAGCAUUUUCUUUUUAGUCUCAUGUUAACACAGUAGGCCCUUUGUUUAUUAAGCUGGAUAUAUAAAGAGUGGGUUGGAUGAUGGGUUUUGUGGUGUCGAGUCAUUAAUAAGGGCUACAGUUAGGGCCAGAAAUAUUUGGACAGUAACACAAUAUUUGUGAGUUGGGCUCUGCAUGCCACCGCAUUGGAUUUGAAAUAAAACCUCUACAACAGAAUUCAAGUGCAGACUGUAACGUUUAAUUUAAAGGGUUGAACAAAAAUAUCUGAUAGAAAAUGUAGGAAUUGUACACAUUUGUUUACAAACACUCCACAUUUUAGGAGCUCAAAAGUAAUUGGACAUAUAAACAUAACCCAAACAAAAAGUUUUUUCUCAAUAUUUUGUUGCGAAUCCUUUGGAGGCAAUCACUGCCUUAAGUCUGGAACCCAUGGACAUCACCAAACGCUGGGUUUCCUCCUUCUUAAUGCUUUCCCAGGCCUUUACAGCCGCAGCCUUCAGGUCUUGCUUGUUAGUGGGUCUUUCCGUCUGAAGUCUGGAUUUGAGCAAGUGAAAUGCAUGCUCAAUUGGGUUAAGAUCUGGUGAUUGACUUGGCCAUUGCAGAAUAUUCCACCUUUUUGCUCUCAUGAACUCCUGGGUAGCUUUGGCUGUAUGCUUGGGGUCAUUAUCCAUCUGUACUGUGAAGCGCCGUCCGAUCAACUUUGCAGCAUUUGGCUGAAUCUGGGCUGACAGUAUAUCCCGGUACACUUCAGAAUUCAUCCGGCUACUCUUGUCUGCUGUUAUGUCAUCAAUAAACACAAGUGACCCAGUGCCAUUGAAAGCCAUGCAUGCCCAUGCCAUCACGUUGCCUCCACCAUGUUUUACAGAGGAUGUGGUGUGCCUUGGAUCAUGUGCCGUUCCCUUUCUUCUCCAAACUUUUUUCUUCCCAUCAUUCUGGUACAGGUUGAUCUUUGUCUCAUCUGUCCAUAGAAUACUUUUCUAGAACUGGACUGGCUUCUUGAGGUGUUUUUGGGCAAAUUUAACUCUGGUCUGUCUACUUUUGGAAUUGAUGAAUGAUUUGCAUCUACAAGUGAACCCUUUGUAUUUGCUUUCAUGGAGUCUUCUCUUUACUGUUGACUUAGAGACAGAUACACCUACUUCCCUGAGAGUGUUCUGGACCUCAGUUGAUGUUGUGAACGGGUCCUUCUUCACCAAAGAAAGGAUGCGGCAAUCAUCCACCACUGUUGUCUUCCGUGGACGCCCAGGCCUUUUUGAGUUCCCAAGCUCACCAGUCAAUUCCUUUUUCCUCAGAAUGUACCCGACUGUUGAUUUUGCUACUCCAAGCAUGUCUGCUAUCUCUCUGAUGGAUUUUCUUUUUUUUCAGCCUCAGGAUGUUCUGCUUCACCUCAAUUGAGAGCUCCUUUGACCGCAUGUUGUCUGGUCACAGCAACAGCUUCCAAAUGCAAAACCACACACCUGGAAACAACCCCAGACCUUUUAAGUACUUACUUGAUUACAGGUUAACGAGGGAAAGGCCUUUUGAGUUACUUGCAGCCUUUAGAGUCCAUUGUCCAAUUACUUUUGGUCCCUUGAAAAAGAGGAGGCUCUGCAUUACAGAGCUAUGAUUCCUAAACCCUUUCUCCGAUUUGGAUGUGGAAACUCUCAUAUUGCAGCUGAGAGUGUGCACUUUCAGCCCAUACUAUAUAUAAAUUGUAUUUCUGAACAUAUUUUUGUCAACAGCUAAAAUAACAAAACCUGUGUCACUGUCCAAAUAUUUCUGGCCCUAACUGUAUAUUCACCAUCACUUUCUCCCAUGAUGCCCUGAAACGUUUUCAUCGCUGCUGUUCUUUGUUUGUCUUCCCAGGUUUUGUUUUGGCAAAUGAAUCAAGCAACUGGUUUGAAUGCAUGGCCUGACACUUGGAGCUUGAAUAUUAGCUGGUUGAGGAAGACUUUUUGCUUGUUGUGUGUUCUGUUAAAGUAAUAAAAUAAAAUUUAAAAGAAGAAGAAGAAAAAAAAACCUUGCCUUAACCAUAAAAGAGAGUAAAAUAAAACUCGUUUCCACCUGAAACACUCACUUGUUCCCGGUACGACGGAGGAGUUGCUGACACUUUUCAGAUUCUGCUAAACAACUGUGAUUGUACAUGCUGCUGUUUCCUCUCAAAGCCAAAUAAAGACAUUUAAUAAACAAAAAUUUUCUCCACUCUC
Messenger RNA from Poeciliopsis prolifica (blackstripe livebearer), 4908 nucleotides. RefSeq lists its product as uncharacterized. The record is from RefSeq and is a predicted model, not a curated record. Lineage: Eukaryota; Metazoa; Chordata; Actinopteri; Cyprinodontiformes; Poeciliidae. Gene Ontology annotation, cellular component: intermediate filament. Gene Ontology annotation, molecular function: structural molecule activity. The coding region runs from base 235 to 1803 and encodes 522 amino acids. The transcript is spliced from 4 exons.